AAAGCAAUACCAAUAUUUAAAUUUUUAUAUCUGAAGAAAUGCAACUUAUGUAUAAAACAAUCGACAAAUUAUUGAAAUUAUCAAGAGAGCAUCAGAAGUCAAAGAUAUCCAGAUGCAAAGUAAACAAAAAACCAGGUGACAGUUAUGGCAAGAUAUUCUAGUGAAUCAGAUUCAGAUCAUAAUAGCAGAUAUCGACGAAGACGUAGUAGAAGAUCUAGAUCAUCUAGUUCAGAUUCUAGUGAUUCAUCUCCUCAUAGAAAAAGAUCAUCCAAACAUUCAAAAACAAAACGUAGACAUCGCUCACAUUCGAGAAGCAGAGGCAGAGACAGAGAUCACAAUCAAAAGAGUUAUAAAAGUUCUAGAAACAGUAGUUCAAAAGGAAGAGAAAGACAUAGAUAUCAUUCUAGGUCUAGAUCUUCAGAUUGUUCAAAAAGGAAAGCUAGAUCUAUUUCAAGAGAAAAAUCUGGAAGUCGUUCAAGUAGUUCACAAUCUAAUGUGAAAACUAUCGUAUCUGAAAAAACUAAAAAUGUUUUAAUAAAAGAUGAUUUCCCAAUUGAACCUCGUUUUAAAGAAGGUGUAUUAGAAGAAAUUAAUUCUGAAGGUUUUACACCCAAACAAUUUUCAUCGAGUACAAAGGAAAAAAAGUUUAAAAACAUUGUUAUAGAUAUUAACGCAGAUACUAUACAAGUUCCAACAGUGGCAGAAAUUCCUAAUGGAACAGAAAGUAUUUUUCAUUCAUCGAUAAUGAUCGAUCAAGAAGCAAGAUUCGAUAAAUGGGUGAAAAAAUUAUAUACUCUUAGACAAAAAGCUAUAGCUGAUUUAACACAUUCAAAUGUGAUUUGAUAGAUGGAUAAUUUAAUUUCGUUAAAAUUGAUCAAUAUAAAUAAAUGUUAUUAAAAAAAAUGUAUUUAAUCAUAUAAGUUAAAUUAAAAAAAAAUAAAUAAGAU
Messenger RNA from Apis laboriosa (Himalayan honeybee), 947 nucleotides. Its product is annotated as serine/arginine repetitive matrix protein 5-like. NCBI's taxonomy places the organism in Eukaryota, Metazoa, Arthropoda, Insecta, Hymenoptera, Apidae. The record is from RefSeq and is a predicted model, not a curated record. Bases 145 to 843 code for a protein of 232 amino acids. The transcript is spliced from 5 exons.